Phaedon cochleariae (mustard beetle) is the source of this 1310-nucleotide messenger RNA. NCBI's taxonomy places the organism in Eukaryota, Metazoa, Arthropoda, Insecta, Coleoptera, Chrysomelidae. The record is from the annotation of a GenBank genome assembly.
UGUUAGUGCUCGACACUAUUAUACGAAACUGAAUAUGAAGAGUGAUUUGCCUGCUGAUCUCCGCGAUUUUCUAGAAAAAUCUGUCGAUGAAAAACUCGAAAACUUUCAAGUGGUCAUUCACGAUGGAAACAAGAAAGGUGAAGGUUUCCUGGGAGACUUCUUCUUCAUUUCUUUAACCAACAAAAAGACCAAAGAUGUAUUUAACCUUGCUGUGAAGCAAGUCCUAGCCUGUGGUGGAGAAGCUUCAUUGAAUAUAAUGAGUAAAUAUUUCCACAAUGAACUUUGCUUUUACGAAAGCUUGUGGCCGGAAAUGAGAAGAUUCCAGGAGAAGCAUUCAAAUUCGGAACAUUUUCUGAAAGUCCCCAGGCUGUAUGCUUUAGACGCAACCAAAGCGGCCGAGAAGAUAUCCUUAGAAAACCUUAGAUUCCAAGGUUUUAGCAACCAUCCCAAGAGAGAUUUCUUCAAGAAACAACACCUGGAGUACGUUUUGAGAACGUACGCGCAAUUCCACGCACUCAGCAUGGCAUUCAGAAAAUUGGAACCUGCAAAGUUUAAGGCAACUACUGAACCUUUGGCUGAUAUCCACGAAGCUGUUUCCACAUUGCAGUUCUUCCGACGAGCUAUAAACCAGAGUUGCCAGAGCGUUUUGCAUACUUUAGAUGAAAAUACCGAGAAAGAUUUAGUAGAUAAGUUCAAAGUUUAUGCCGAGAGAGGAACAGAUAUUCUUUUCGAAAUAUCUAGAUAUCAUGGGGAUCAUGCAGCCCUAUUACAUGGGGACUCAUGGUGCAACAAUCUGAUGUUCAAGUAUGACGAAUCCAAUAACGUGGAAGACAUGAGGAUCAUAGAUUUUCAGCUAAUCAGAACUGGAACUGUGGUGUAUGACAUUUCCUACUGUAUCUACUCUGAUGGUUGCAAGAAAACUUUGGACGAUUUGGAACAUUAUCUCCAAGUUUACCACCAUAGCCUCUCGGAAUCUCUGAGGGGCUACGAUUUGGAUCCAGAAGAAGUGUACCCUUAUGAUAUUUUCAAAGAGGAGUGGAAGCGUUACAGCAAACUUGGACUCAUUUUGGGAAUACUAUGCAAUAGUUCCAAAUAUUUCGAAACAGAUUCUCUUAAAACAUUUUCAGACAUGAUCGAUGAGGGUGAAGAGGAAGAGGAAAUUACUACGAAUGUAUACAUGCAUAAGUCGGAAAAGUUUCUGGAUAUAGGUAGGGGCCUAGUAUUGCAUAUGUUUCACAAUGAUUUUUUGUGAAAUAAGAUGGAAUUGAGUUCGCUAGCUCUGAUUAUAUGGUGACAGCGCCUUCACCAAU